Molecule: messenger RNA, 5133 nt
Organism: Chrysemys picta bellii (western painted turtle)
Lineage: Eukaryota; Metazoa; Chordata; Testudines; Emydidae
Source: RefSeq, a predicted model, not a curated record
AUGGUGUAAAUCAGGGGCAGGAAUCACAGACUCCACAAGCCCCAAAGUUGGGGGUGAAAGUUGGUGUAAAUCAGGAGCAGAAACGAGAGACUCAAGGAGCCCCAGCACCAGGGGAGAAGGAUGGUUUAACUCUGGAGCAGGAAUCAGCAUCUCAGCAAGAUUCAGAGCCAAGGGAGAGAGAAUUCUGUACAGAGAGACAAAAAGCCCUUCAGUACAUCGAAUCCAAGCUAAAUAUGCAGAAAUACAGACGCAGGAAACUAAAGCUGAGAGAUGUCCUGGAAAUCACACCAGAAAGUGUAAAGAACUGGACUCCCCAGACAACAGGAGAUUUACCGUGGCAUUUCCUGAGGAAGCUCAUGGCUCUGAAUGGGACAGCGAGAAGCAGGGCACCUGAUGAUCAAACACUAAUUAUGGACAAAGAGGAGCUGGGUAUUCAUGAAGAAUUUUUUUAUCACAGUGACACAGACACCAGUGAUUCACUAAACCCCCUCGAUGUUCUCUGUGCCGUUCUGCUUUGCUCAGACAGUUUCCUGCAGCAGGAGAUCCUGUCCAAAAUGUCCAUGUGCCAGUUUGCCCUCCCUCUGCUGCUACCUGCCCUCGACACCCCCAGGUACACCCUAAUGCUGUGGGCCAUGAGGGACAGGAGGAAGUGGAGGCCGCACUCCCUGGCAGAGAGUAGAGGGUUCAGAGAGGAGAGCCUGGUGCUCACAGCAAUGCCAACCAUUUCCUUUGUGCGGAUGGGGAGCUGCAGCUUCUCCAAGUCCAAACUCCUCAAUGAAGUUCUCAGCCCCUCCCAGCAGCAUCACGAUUUCUUUAUCCAUCGGGACAUGGAGUCUGGGAAUGUCCUUCGGGAAAUCGCAGAUGGGCUGGUCGAGAUUUCCUGGUAUUUCCCUUGUGGGAGGGAGAAUUUGGAUCUUUUCCCAGAGCCCAUCGCAGUUACAAAUCUGCGAGGAGACAUUGAGUCCCACUGGCUGCAGUUUAGCUUUUUAACAGAGAUCUCCUCAGCAGUGUUCAUAUUAACGGAGAGUAUCAAUGAGAGAGAAUACACCCUGUUAUCAUCUCUGCAGGGAUCAGCCACUAAAUACUACUUCAUCCUUAACAGUCAGGCUGGGAAAGCCAAGGAAACACUGGGACUCCUCAAUAAAUUAGCCCCACUGCUGGAUAUGAAAAAAUCACAACUUCUGGUGAAAGAACAGAGCAACAACAGCGCGGAGCUGGUGAAAAAGCUACGAUCCACCCUACGGGGCGUCAUGAGCUCCUCUCCCAAGAGCGCGAGGGUCUGUGACAUGGCUGUGACAGCGCGGGAGCUAGGGAUCCAGGUGGAUGAAGAUGAUGGAGAAUGUUGGACCGCCUUGGAGCACAUUGAAGAAAUCACUGCAGAAAUAAAGGACAUGGCAAAGUACAAGAGGGACAUGCUGAGGCUCCAAGGGGAUCUGUGGAAGAACUUGGCUAAAGUGGAGAAAGAGCUGUGCCAGAUGAAAGGCCAACAGGAUGUCUCUCCGGAAGACUAUAGAUCCCAGCUGAGAGAAAGGUGGUUGGAGCUACGCAGGCAUCAGAAUCAGUGUGACCUCACCAGCGGGAUGGUUAAAUUUAUUAGCGGGAUAGGACAACUGUGUCCAGCUGAGAAGCAUCACUUCCUGAAAUGGAUGAAGUUCCACCUGGAUCACAUCGCCAGGGGGAACCUCUCUAGGCUCCGGGCUGAGUAUAAAGAGAAAUGUCGCGCUGUAGGGGAUGAUGCACCACAGCUGGCGGAAUUGGAUGAACUAAUCUCUGCCAGCUCCUUAGGGGUGGAGCAUUUCAUGCGCGAGUUGGGGCAAUUUUACGAGGCCGAAUGCUCAAUGGUGAAAGAAGGGAACAUGGGGAACAUCCAAAGGCAAUUUGUCCAUCUCCCAGGCAUAGCAGCUGACCUGAUGCUGGAAGGGUUUCCCAUGGAGCUGAUCGAUGGGGAUGUAUCCAACAUCCCACUGCAGUGGGUGACAGAUGUUCUGACUCAGCUCCAUGCCAAGCUGGGGGGAAGAUCCAGAAUGGUGGUUCUAACGGUGCUGGGAGUGCAGAGCACUGGGAAAUCCACCCUCCUCAACACCAUGUUCGGCCUGCAGUUUGCAGUGAGCAGUGGCCGAUGUACGCGAGGAGCCUUCGUGUCACUCAUUAAAGUGGCAGAGAACUUUCAGCAGGAGCUGGGCUGUGAUUUCAUCCUGGUGAUAGACACGGAAGGCUUUAAAGCCCCUGAACUGGCCAAGCUGGAGGACAGUUAUCAACAUGACAAUGAGCUGGCCACACUGGUGAUUGGACUGAGUGACAUAACCAUCGUUAACAUGGCCAUGGAGAAUGCCACCGACAUGAAGGAUGUUCUGCAAACUGUGGUCCAUGCAUUUCUCAGAAUGGAGGAAAUAGGGCAAAAAGCCAACUGCCAGUUUGUGCAUCAGAACGUCAGUGAUGUGUCUGCACAUGAACAAAACAUGAGGGACAGGAAACACCUCCUGGAGCAGAUGGAUGAAAUGACCAAAGCUGCAGCAAACAUGGAAAAGAAAGGCAGGGAGAUGACAUUUUCUGAUAUUAUGGAUUAUGAUCUGGAAAAACACAAUUGGUACAUUCCUGCUCUGUGGCACGGAGUCCCUCCCAUGGCUCCAGUGAAUAUGGGAUACAGUGAAAAGGUUUAUGAAUUAAAGAAAUAUUUGUUUGAAUUUCUGAAAGGCUGUUCACAAAACAGAUCCCCUAAGGACAUUUCCCAAUUUCUUGAAUGGGUGAAGAGACUGUGGAAUGCUGUAAAACGUGAGAACUUCAUCUUCAGCUUUAGAAACGGUCUCGUCGCUGAAGCCUAUAACCAGUUCCCUGUGAAGUAUGCAGAGUGGGAAUGGGGUUUCCGCAAGGUGAUGCAUUUCUGGGUAUCUCAAAAAGAAACUUUCAUCCAAAAUCAGCCACCAGAUAAGCUAGACACAAGUGUUUUAACCAAACUAAAGAACGAGGCACAGAACAAACUGAGACAAGAAGCAGAGAAGAUUUUGGAUCAUUUAAAACAAUAUUUUGAAAGUGGAGCAACAAAUCUGCACCUGAUAGAAAAGUACAAACAGGAUUUUAGGAGAAGUGCAGAUGGUCUGAGGAAUGAACUGGAGAGUUAUUCAUUCAGCAAGUUGAAAGAAGCGAUUGAAAUUAGAAAAGGCCGACAUAAAACAGACGCUGUCCUGUCACAGUACAAGAGAAAAAUUGAAGAGAAAGUUGAGCUUCUGAACCAUUGCAGGAAAAGCAAAUGCAAGCUAAAUAAUGAUGAACAGGAGAAAGAAUUUGAAACCAUGUGGAGAGAAACAUUGUCAGAAUUAUCACUCAUUCCUUUAGAGAAACGCAUCAUAUAUAAAGAAAUGGAGUUACAUUUGAGAAAAGACCUAGAGAAUAGGGGGAGUGCAGCAUGGCAGAUGUUAAAGGAGGCCAAAAGCUUGUCUACUUAUAAAACACAAAGAAAAAUGAAAAAUGAAUACUUAGACUUCAGUGUGCUCAAAUGUAAGAAAAUAUCAGUGUCAGCUGUAAAAGCGUUCCAAGGUGUGAAAGAACGCUUUACACAGGAAAGCUGGCAUAAAACAAAGGCUCUUGGUACAUCCUUAAUAGAUGAGUGCAAUAGUUACACUGAUAAAAAGGUAAAUGGCAAAGCAGAUUACGAUGAAAUUUAUUGCAGAGAGUUGUUGCGGAUGAUUAACGAGCAGCUUCAGCAGGCAUAUGUUGAAAACCUUCACAUCAGCCCUUGCUUUGAAGUUGACCUGAAGCUUCACAUUUUGGGGGAUGCAGCUCGUGCAUUUCAGAAGAUGCAUGAAGAAUUCAUUACCAAAAAUGACCCUCUGCAGCAUCUGGGGAAACUGAAACCUCUGUAUCUCUCCACGUUCAAAGCUCUGUACUUAGAGAAGGAUGAGUGUCAAAACAGGGCCUACGAUUUCUGUGAUCGGUGUCUCAGACCUGCCCUGGUGAACUAUGUGAACAAGAGACUUGGGAUAGAAAUCGUGGAUGACAUUCUCAGCAGUGAACAGUCUAUUGAGUACAGCACCCGGAGCUUUUUCCAAUUCUUUGUUCUGAAGCAGCUUUUGGAAGAAAAUGAAUUUAACAGUUAUUUGCAAUACACAAGGAAUUAUGUAGAUUUUAUCAAAACCCAGAUACAGAAACACGUGUUAACACAUUACAGAGAGAAGGCAAGUCUGGGAGAUUUGGAGAAAAGGAUUGUCUCCCCAAUAAUUAAUAAACUCAGUGAUGUUCUGAAAAACUCCAAAUAUUUGAAGACUAAGACAGUCUCUGCCUUUUUAGACAACUUUUGUGAAAAGCUGCAGCAGGAUCUACUCAUUCCCAAGGACAGCUUAGAAGUGAUACUGUUUAAAAACACAGCACGUGCAGACCAAUUUUCAGCUUUUAUAGAACAGUUUAUUCCUGAUCUGGAAAAACAAGUUUUAGCCACUUUUGAAAAUCUGGAAAUUCAGUCAAAACUCUCAAAACUUGCAGUGAAGCCCCAGGAUGAGAUCUUCAAGCGAGUGUUUGGCUGUGGGAAGCAGUGUCCGUUCUGUAAAGUCCCCUGUGACGCAGGAACCCCUGCACAUACAGAGCAUUUUGCAGCAGUGCAUCGACCUAGAGGAUUAGGGGAAAGCCAGGAGAAUAUAACAAGGAGACUUGCCUAUGAUAUAUGCUCCUCUUCUGUGGCUUCCAAUAACACAUUUAGAUGUACAGAGACAAAAGGGGAGUUUCAUCCUUGUAAAGAUUAUCGGAAAUAUUUUCUGGACUGGCGCAUCCAACCAGAUCCCAGCAUCACGGCUUCCGAUUACUGGAAGUUUGUUUUCAAGGAAUUCAAUCACCAGUUUGCUGAGGCGUUUGAUGCUCUCCCUGCCGAUCUCCCUGGUGACUAGUAUAAAAUAACUAAAGAGCAGGCACUGGAGAGCCUAAAGGAAGCCUUUACAGUGAAGUAAAAAACAGGCUGAGAAACUCUGUUGUGAGCGGAAAGUUACAGCAGUGAAUUUUCUUUACAUGUGGUAUGUGAAAAAAAUCCCUUAUCUUCUAAAUAUGGAAUGUUGUUUCUCUUUUAGUAUAAGACACAGGUUGCAGCUUCCAAACAGAUAAAGAAGCAAUGCUUUUUCACAUCACAUAGAAUUUAUGGCAAAAUUAAAG